Molecule: messenger RNA, 2444 nt
Organism: Rhinolophus ferrumequinum (greater horseshoe bat)
Lineage: Eukaryota; Metazoa; Chordata; Mammalia; Chiroptera; Rhinolophidae
Gene: PTGDR2
Product: prostaglandin D2 receptor 2
Exons: 3
Coding region: 871-2055 (394 amino acids)
Biological process (GO): positive regulation of cytosolic calcium ion concentration; phospholipase C-activating G protein-coupled receptor signaling pathway; complement receptor mediated signaling pathway
Cellular component (GO): plasma membrane
Molecular function (GO): complement receptor activity; G protein-coupled receptor activity
Source: RefSeq, a predicted model, not a curated record
UCUGUCUAAUGGUUUCUGGCUAGAUGUUGAUUUGCAUUCUUCAGGCCUGCCCUCAUUUCUAGGGAAACUAGUUAAGGAGAUAAGGACAGGUUCUUGGGGGAAUCCAUGGGUUGCUAGGAGCAGCAUGGUCCCCCUGAGGUUGUGUGGAGUGUCUGAACAUACGUGCCUUUAUCUGCGGGGAUGGGAGGAGCGUGCAGUACACCUUAAAGGGACGUUAGUCCUGCCGCACCCCCAGUCGGUGCCACACCACUGCCCCAGGACCUGUGUGGCCUGGCUGGCCUGCUUCCUGGGAGCCUAGUGUGUGGGUCACACGGCUGAAACGCCUUCAUCUCUGUUCCGUCUGCCCACUCCAGUCAACAGAAGAGCUGUGUGUUAAACUACAUCUAUUUUCUCACUUUUUUCUUGAGACAACCUUGCUUUUAGCUGUCAGCCACUGGGCAUCUUGCCUGCUCUCCCCGGGGCCUCUUACAGUCCAGGGUAGGAGGUCGGAGCGUGGACUCUGGUCACAGGCUCUGGGCUUGGGAUCCGGCUCUGGCACUUACUACCGCUGCUGCUGCUGCUGCUGCUGCUACUACUAUUUCUACCUCUACUACACUGCUUGCUCUCUUGGAGUCUCCCUUCCCAAAGACAGGCCCAUUUCACCAGAAAGCCUGUGGUGCCUGCCCCUGCGCUGCCAGUUCUGCAUCUACAAAACAGGUAAUGGUGCCUGCUCCGUCAAGCUGAUGGGGAUGAGGGAGUGCAGCCCUGGGGACAGCACAUGCGAAGCACUCCAUAGCUGGCUGCUGCUUUCUGCCUGCACUGGCAUCCCGGACACUGCUAGGGGCCAUGGUGGCCCUCGACUCUUGACACCUGUGUUACAAAGCACCUGCCAUGUUGGCCAACGUCACCAUGAAGCCGCUCUGCCCCCUCCUGGAGCAGAUGAGCCACCUCCAAAGCCACCGCAACUCCAGCAUCCGCUACAUCGACCAUGCGUCCGUGGUGCUGCACGGGCUGGCCUCAGUGCUGGGCCUGGUGGAGAACGGACUCAUUCUCUUCGUGGUGGGCUGCCGGAUGCGCCAGACUGUGGUCACCACGUGGGUGCUGCACCUGGCGCUGUCCGACUUGCUGGCCACCGCCACCCUGCCAUUCUUCACCUACUUCUUGGCCGUGGGCCACUCAUGGGAGCUGGGCACCACCUUCUGCAAGCUGCACUCCUCCAUCUUCUUCCUCAACAUGUUUGCCAGUGGCUUCCUGCUCAGCGCCAUCAGCCUGGACCGCUGCCUGCAGGUGGUGCGGCCCGUCUGGGCGCAGAACCAUCGCACGGUGGCCGCGGCCCACAAGGUCUGCCUGGCUCUCUGGGCCCUGGCCACGCUCAACACCGUGCCCUACUUCGUGUUCCGGGACACCAUCCCGCGGCGGGACGGGCGCAUCAUGUGCUACUACAACGUGCUGCUCCUCAACCCUGGGUCCGACCGCGACGCUACGUGCAACUCGCGCCAGAUGGCCCUGGCCGUCAGCAAGUUUCUGCUGGCUUUCCUGCUGCCGCUGGCCAUCAUCGCCUCCAGCCACGCGGCCGUGAGCGCGCAGCUGCGCCACCGCGGCCGCCCGCGGCCCGGCCGCUUCGUGCGCCUGGUGGCGGCCGUGGUGGCGGCCUUCGCGCUCUGCUGGGGGCCCUACCACGUCUUCAGCCUGCUUGAGGCGCGCUCGCACAGAGACGUGACGCUGCGGCCGCUCGUGUGGCGUGGGCUGCCCUUCGUCACCAGCUUAGCCUUCAUCAACAGCGUGAUCAACCCGCUGCUCUACGUGUUCACCUGCCCCGACAUGCUGCGCAGGCUCCGGCACUCGCUGCGCAGCGUGCUGGAGAGCGUGCUGGUGGACGACAGCGACCUGGGCACCGGCAGCAGCCGUCGCCGCCGCUCCUCCACUGCCGCCCCGGCCGCGUCCAGCCCGCUGCGGCCGGCGGGUCUGCUCGGCUGGCUGCCCGGCUCCCGCGCUGCUCCCCCCGCGAUGGGCCGGGAGAGAUCCCAGGACGAGAAGGGGCCCCUGAACCGGAUGCUGAGCACCACCUCCAGUUAGAGGCGCGGCCGGCGUCGCCCUUCUCCGCGGAAGGUAGAAGCAGGGCAGUGAUCCAGCGCAAUAGCAUCCUGAAGGCACCGUCGUUAAAAUGUCGAUGCCCGGCUCCAGCCUCCGAGAUCUUAGUUGAAGGGCAGGACCCGGGGAUCUGCAUUUUAAAGAGUCCUGCGUGACUCAGUGAACCAAAUUAGAAACCGAAUUUAAAGCAGUUUCCAAAAGCUUUGCAAAUUUUACUGUGCUUGAGUCACCUAGAGAUCCAGCUGGAAUGCAGUCUGAUCCAGCAGGCGGAGCAGGGGCGCGGAGAUCUGCCCCCAGGCGGCGGUGUCAGUGCUGCCCGUCCACGCACGCAGUUGGACUAGCCCGGGUUGAGACCUAAGACUUCUCAAACUGGA